Messenger RNA from Hypoxylon trugodes, 1424 nucleotides. Its product is annotated as thermolabile L-asparaginase. The record is from RefSeq and is a predicted model, not a curated record. The coding region runs from base 83 to 1156 and encodes 357 amino acids. Lineage: Eukaryota; Fungi; Ascomycota; Sordariomycetes; Xylariales; Hypoxylaceae. The transcript has a single exon.
CUUGAUUCUAGGUUAAAAGUUUCUCUUUGAUAAAUACAAAUGUAUAAUUAUUGGAUAAAGUUUCAUAUAUUUGGAGAGAAAGAUGGGAAAUAUUUUGUUCAAUGGCGACUUCGUCGUUAGCAAUCGAAGCGGCAUCGUGGAGAACAGGCACUUGGUUAACGCUGCUGUGGUCGAUGCAACUGGCAAACUCCUGCACACUCUAGGCGACCCGUCACGAAUGACGAUAAUUCGAUCCGCAGCCAAACCUGUCCAGGCUAUCCCCUUAGUAGAAUCUGGAGGUAUGGAGCAGUUUGGUUUUGACGAUGCGGAUCUAGCACUCAUGUGCGGCUCUCACAAUAGCGAGGACAGACAUAUCGAGCGAGCGAAAGCCAUGUUGAUUAAGUCGGGUGUCCAGGAGAGCGAUCUUCAGUGCGGCGGUCACCAGUCUAUUAAUCCCGCUGUGACCAGGGCUUGGAUUCAGAAGGGAUUUGUACCUACACCAAUAUACAGCGCGUGUUCCGGUAAUCAUAUUGGCGUUAUAGCGGGCGCAAAAGCUAUCGGGGCUAGCGCUGUUAAUUAUCAUACGCUGGACCACCUAAUUCAGAACAGAAUUGGGUCUAUUAUGGAAGACUUGACAGGUCUUAGCUCAGACGAGGUUAAAUGGGCUUUGGAUGGCUGUAACAUGUAUUCACCAGCAACACCACUACAAUCUUUAGCCCUCACUUACGCUUCUUUUGCUCAGGCAGUUGAUGAUGUGGAAAAGGACGGCGAUUCAGUGUCUUUACGCACGCAGGCGAUGGCGCGCAUCUACAACGCGAUGGUUCAAUAUCCGGAAAAUGUUGCUGGUGAAGGCCGCUUCUGCACUUCUCUAAUUGAAGCCUACGGGGGUGCACUUAUUGGCAAGGGAGGCGGGGACGGCUGCUAUGCCAUUGGUGUUCGCGAGUCACAACAAACACGGCGGCUAGGUGCUAAGGGCGCUAUUGGAAUCGCCUUGAAAGUAGAGGACGGUAACUACGCUAUAAUGGACCCAACCGCAGUGGAACUCCUCGAGCAAUUACAGAUCGGGACGGCAGAAAUACGGCGGCGUCUAGGCCAUUUCCAUCGCGGUCAAAUUAAGAAUUCUGCGGGAGUAGUAACUGGACAUUUAUCUUUCCCAUUCAAAUUACGAGCAACUUGAAAAUCACAGCAUAUCUAUUAUUCACUCAUCAACUCCCUAGUUAAUCCUGCCUAGCAAAUACAGCUUAUGUCUUUAUGAUGGAUUAUGAGCAUUGACGAAAUACCCGCCGAUUUCCGGUGGCCGUAUCGGCAACAUCCUCCUAAUCCAGUAAAACUUCAGGGGUCUUCUCACCAACCGGAAUGGUUUCGGGGCUCAUUUUAACAUACUAGUAGCGAUAUAGUCGUGGGGGUCAGCACCAACAUGUCAGCCAUUUUUUAAGAUCCCCAAU